AUGGUAAUAAAGAUGAUUAGAAAGUCUAUUUUAUAUAUUAGUCUAUUUGAGUUACUUUAUAUAUUAAUAUUAACUAUAGGUAAAUUGCUUUGGUCUCAGAAACCUUCAAUGAAAUUUAAAAAUAUGGACAUCUAAUUCUUUUGGAGAGAUAAAGACUUCUAUUUUUGA
Molecule: messenger RNA, 168 nt
Organism: Paramecium pentaurelia
Lineage: Eukaryota; Ciliophora; Oligohymenophorea; Peniculida; Parameciidae
Source: the annotation of a GenBank genome assembly